Molecule: messenger RNA, 3198 nt
Organism: Caenorhabditis auriculariae
Lineage: Eukaryota; Metazoa; Nematoda; Chromadorea; Rhabditida; Rhabditidae
Source: the annotation of a GenBank genome assembly
AUGCCACAAGAGGUGGCCAUUUUAGGCACCGGGAUCAUUGGCAUCUCAACAGCGUUGGCGAUCCAGGAAAAUUGUCCAAAAGUCAAGGUAUUUUUUAAUUUUUUUGCAUAUCUUUUGUAAAAUUUUUAAGGUCACUGCCAUAACCAAAGAUUUAUCUCCGAAUUUGACGUCGGAUGUGGCCGCCGGGCUCAUCAAGCCGUAUUAUUGUUCGGACGAUGAGGAAAAAAUUAUGUUGGUUUUUUUUUCAAUAAGGAUGUUUCUGAGCUUUUGAAAUAUUGAAGAUUAUGACAGAAACUAGAAAAAAAAAAUAAUUUUGAAAAAAAUUCAUUCUCAACUUCCUAGGGAAACUUGUGAACUGAAAUAGACACUUUCAGAUGGAAUUAUAUAAACAGAUGUGGUUUUUUUCGAAUAUAUUCAGAAUAUUUGAUUAGAAAAUGCCUAGAAGGUCUGGGACACACUGGGAAAAUUUUUAGUGGCCACUCUAGAGGCUUGCCAAAGACUACUUGGAUAGGACACUAAAGUGGCCACUGAACCCACCUCUAUAGUGGCCCCUAUUUUCCGUUUUAGUGGCCACUUCAGUAGUUUUUCAUCCAGUAUUCCUUCCAGUAACACUGAUAAUUUUAAAACAAACCGACUGGACCAGUUAUGUUGAUCCAUUGACCCCUAAAGUGGUCACUAAAAUUUUCAGCGAUCUAGUAGCAGUAACCUCUACAGUAGCCCUAAUUUUUAACCCCUUAAGUGACCACUAAUUUUACUACUGUAGUGACCACUGAAGCGUCAAAACCCAAUAGUGGCCACUAAAAAUGUUCCCAGUAAGUUAUGGCAAAGUUGAAAAAUGAACGUUGAGCAUAUGGAAAAUUAAGUCUUAUUCAAAAAUUUCACUGUCUCCCUACAAAAACUUUUUUUAAAUUUCCCAAAUCAAAAGUCCAUUUCCACCUUCAAAUAGGUCUACUUUUUGCAGAAGCUGGACCAAAGCGACCAUCUCGCGAAUUCAGACUUUCAUGAGAGAAUUUCCAGGAACUGGCGCCGAGGUCUCUUUCUCACACUUUUCCUAAUUUCAUAGACUUUUUCCUUUGUUCUUAUGAUCCUCCGUUCCUAUUCAAUUAUUUCUGGACUUUUGAUUUAUUAAGCUCAUGUCCGGCUACCACUUCUCGCGUGAAGUCGAACCGAUACCUUUUUGGAGUCGAGUGGUCCGGAAUUUUCGUGUGAUGAGCUCGGAGGAGAUCGAAGAAGUCACCGGGAAAUCUUGCUACAAGUAGGAUUUUUGAGAUGGUAUGAAAACAUGUCGCAGAAAGAAGUGGUGAAAAGGGACGAAAUGAAAAAAAGUCAAUUUGCCGUAGAGCGCACAAAGACUGCUGUAGUAGAGCUAUUUUUUCACAGGCGUUAUUUCUUAUGCUUCGAAACAUUUGAGAUGAACAAAAGCCAGCCAGAGAGACAUAGAAACACCAAAAAAAAAAAAAUUCAAAAUUUAGCCAUCGAGCGCAAAUUCAGCAAAUAUAUUUUUUUUGCGGCUAUUUUUGAACUCCGUUUUUUGUGACCCAUCUGUGCGAAAAAAAGUUUUUUUAGAACCGGUUUUUUCUACACUACCUGGUACUUGGAGCCGACCGCUUACAUUUCUUAUUGCCAGAAGAAGUUUUAAAAAAAAUUAUAAAAAUACAAUAAUUGUUUUUUUAAGGUUCUUAGCCAAUGGAGGAAUCAUCCGACAGGAAAAUAUUGAGAACCUUGACCAUAUUGGCCAGAAUUUCGAAAUCAUCGUGAAUUGUACGGGUCUGGGCUCGAGGAAGCUUUUUAAUGAUACGACUGUCUACCCGGUUCGGGGACAGGUUUGAGAGGAAAAAUUCGAAAAAAUCAAAUAUUCACAGAUAAUUCGAGUUCGUUGCCCUCAAGUGAAGCACUUCUUCAACGACGACGACUUUUACGCCCUCCUCAAGUGAUUUUCUUGAUUUUAGUAAUAAUCAGGUGUUAGAAAGGUUGCUCCACCGAACUAGGCUCUUUUUUUUGCUGCUCACUGGGACCUCGGUACUGUGAAAGACUGUAGUGGCCACGUCCUUUGGAAACACUCUUUUAGCGAACCUCUUAAGGGACCACUAAUGUUUUUCCCAGACGUUUCUGAGCAUCUCUAGGGAUCCUUUUAGCGGUGUUAGCCCUCUUACGUGUUCCCUAAAAAGGCUUAGAAACGUCCGGGUCGCGUCCGGUUUGCGUUACUGAAGUCCGAGAAAGUCCUUUUUGAUUUUUCGAAAGGCAUUUAGAACUCUUUUCAAACUUGAAAGUCUGGAAAAUAUUCAAGCCACCGCUUAAGCAAGUCUGAAUUCUCUGUGCCUUCCUCUCUCUCAUCGGUGAGAGAUUGAGAGGGUUCAGACAGGUCAGACUGAUUCAAAUAAGGUACACAAGAACAAAAAUUUUUCAGUGGCGAUUGUGUGAUCCUCGGUGGAACAACUGACGUCAAUAAUUGGGACACGACGGUGAAUGAAGAAACUGCCAGAAGAAUCUUCGAAGGAAACGUCGGAGUUUUCAAAUCUUUAUCGGUUGGUUGAUCAGCUGGACGCAUGGGGAAUGGCUCGGCGGUUUGAAAAAUGAAGUUCCAAACUGAAAAAAGUCGUCGAAAAAUGAGCUAGGGGUUCCUUUGAUGGAGGGACCGAAAAGUCUGAAAAAUCCCUGAUUUUCGGCGGAAAAUAAGCGUUAGAAGGCUGGAAGGGACUCGCGCAAGCAGCUUCUAGUCGGGCGCAACUUUGAGUCAUUCAUCAUGCGACCAAUCUUUCUCAAGACAGGAAAAAUGACUUAUUUCAUAAUAAACUGCUUCAGAAAUCCACGAUCCUCUCCCAUCACGUUGGUCUGAGACCGGCCCGGCCACAAGUCCGACUUGAAGCUUGUUUUGAAACGGUCCAAUUUUUUCUAUCAUUUUCCAAAGGCUUCCAAAUCCAAUAAGACAGCUGUUCUUCAAAAAAUCGUGAUCCUCUUAAUUUGCUCGACUCGCGAAAAACAGCUGCGUCCAAUAACUUUUUUGAAGAUUAUUUGAUUCUUAGGCUUCUCAAAUUGCCUCUUUUCAUGUGAAAUCCCGAUUUCCAGACCCCCAGCGGCCAGAAAAGACAAGUUAUCCACAACUACGGACAUGGCGGAUCUGGAAUCACUUUACACUGGGGCUGUGCUUUGGAAGUCGCGAAACUUGUCGAAGAAAUUCGCGGAAAAUCGCGUUUGUAA